AAGAACAGCCCCAGAAUAAGGUGGGACAAGUCGACUUUCCUUCACACAUCUGAGAUGAUCAAAUCGGCCAUCAGACUCGCGUACCGGAACCCGACGUUCAUCGCCUUCGCGGUCUUUGCAUCCCUCCCGCUGUUCCUCGUCAUGCUUACCCACCAACUGGCCAUCCUACGCAUCUUCACGGAUGCCUCGUCCCGGCUGAGGCUCGUGUCGCCCUACGCCAGCCAGAGGCUCCACAUUGCCUCGGGAUUGAUUCAAGAAACAUUAGUCAAUGUCCUCCAAGCGAGCCUCCUUUACUCGGUCCCGGCUCUCCUGCUCAAUCUCCUGACCGCAGUGACAACCGUGCAUUCUGCGUCCACCAUCUUCAUGGAAGGCCGAUCGCCGUGUCUCCGGGACAUGUUGAAGGACUCCAUCACCAAGACGAGGUGGAAGUGGCCUCUGAUUACUUCCACUCUCGUCUCAUUCUUCUCCCUCAUUUCUUCGGUCUGCAUUGUCUCCUGGGCGGGCGUCGGCCGCUUGUUCGCAUCAGGGAAUUCUUUGUAUCUAAGUAUAUGUGGUAUAAUCUUGAUCGUAACCAUGGCCAAGUGGCUGGAGUACAGAGCCGUGUGGGACGUGGCCAUCGUCCUUUCGAUAUCGGAGGACAAGAACGUGUUCGAGGCGUUGUCGAUGGCGUCGAGCAUAACCAAGGGCAAUAGAACGAGAGGUUGCGUGCUGAUGCUGCUGGAUUUCGCCUGGUGUUUCGGACUCGCGGCCUUGGGCUUCUACGUGAGAGGGAGAUUCUCGGCAAACUCCACGUUUGUGGCGGUCGCGGAGACCUGGCUGGUUUGCGCAGGGAAGGUGAUGAAGUGGGUGGUGUGCGUGGUGUAUUGCCAUGACUGCAAGAGGAGAUCGAGCAGGGACAAGGUCGACCUGGAAGGUGGAGAGCACGCGAAGUUGCUCCGUACAGUUUCUUCUUGAAAAGGACGAGGACGAUGAAUGAUGAUGAUGAUGAUGGUGGUGAUGCAUAUAGGGUGCUGCAAUUUCUUGCUCUUCCUUUGAAUUGAACAGAGGUGUUAUCAUAGAAGCUUCUCUGAUUUCAUGUUAACUGCAAUGAUUUGGUCCAAAUGGAUGUUUAGAGUGUGGGAAACCCCAAAUUGCUUUAGUCUAUUUUCGAUCUCCUCAAUCAAAGCUCGGAGAUUUUAAUAUC
This is a messenger RNA of Eucalyptus grandis, 1183 nucleotides long. RefSeq lists its product as uncharacterized. The transcript has a single exon. The record is from RefSeq and is a predicted model, not a curated record. The coding region runs from base 55 to 954 and encodes 299 amino acids. Lineage: Eukaryota; Viridiplantae; Streptophyta; Magnoliopsida; Myrtales; Myrtaceae.